Molecule: messenger RNA, 1205 nt
Organism: Closterium sp. NIES-67
Lineage: Eukaryota; Viridiplantae; Streptophyta; Zygnematophyceae; Desmidiales; Closteriaceae
Source: the annotation of a GenBank genome assembly
CUAACCAAAUUGACGGAGCAGAACAAGGCGACCGACAUCAACAAACUUUGCGCUUCGGUCCUGGAUGACUUGGCAAAAAUAAUUCGGGAAUAUCCCGAGAUUUUCCCGGACGACUUGCCAAGUGGACUGCCACCCGAACGGCCCCAAGAUCACAAAAUCGAGCUGGAGCCCAGCGCGCAGCCUACUGUACGAACCCAAUGGCGCCUGACUCAGCCCGAACUCCACGAAUUACGGAACCAGCUAGACUACCUGCUGGCAAAAGGGUUCAUUCGGCCAAGCACGUCCCCGUUCGCGGCACCGAUCAUGUUCACCCCAAAAAAGGACGGCGGACUUUGCAUGUGUACGGACUAUCGUGCCCUUAAUCGGGUAACGAUUAAAUCGCCCUACCCAAUAUCACGCACGGACGAGCUGAUUGACAACCUUCGCGGAGCUCGCUACUUUUCGAAGAUCGACCUUCGCGGCGGUUACCAUCAAAUCCGGGUGUUCGCUGACGACUGCCAUAAGACCGCAUUUCGUACUCGCUACGGGAGUUACGAAUACACGGUGAUGCCAUUUGGAUUAACGAACGCCCCCUUGACGUUCCAGCCCACCAUGAACGGGGUGUUUUGCGAUCUCCUCAACAAAUGCGUGAUCAUUCAUGUGGACGACAUCCUGAUUUACAGCAAGACCCGGGAGCAACGUCUAAAGGACUUGGAAGCGGUUUUUCAGCGGCUACAGCAGCAUCGUCUCAUCACCAAGGGCUUCAAGUGCGAGUUUUUAAAACAAGAACUGGAGUUCUUGGGGCACGUGAUCUCCACGGAGGGGAUUCAAACAGACCCGAAAAAAUUUCUGGGCUAUUCAGGAGUGGAUACCACCAACAAACCUGCAGCAGUUGCAAUCAUUUCUGGGUUUUGUGAAUUACAGUACGUAAGACGGUUUAUACCCAACAUGGCGGGGUUAACUGGACCUCUAACCGACCUACUGCAGAAGGGGACUUCUUACGAGUGGCGGGAGAAGCAGCAAGCUGCGUUCGAGGCAUUAAAAAACCUUUUAAUGUCGUCACCAGUACUUCGCAUCGCUGACCCGGAACGUCCCUUCGAAGUCAUCACCGACGCAAGUGACAUCGCCAUCGGAGUAGUGCUCAUGCAAGAUUUCGGCAAUGGCCUUCAACCAAUGGCAUACUCGGAAAAUGCAAUCUGCUGAGCGCAACUACCCGGUACACGACA